AUGUCUUCAACAGCUGUCCCAGACGCAGGCUCUGGCGGCGGAGGCGGCGAUGACAACACUGAACUCAUCAUCGCAGUUGUUGCUCUCGUGAUCUCCGUCCUGGCCUUUGUCAUCGCCAUCCUCCAAGCUCUACAGCAAUAUCUUGCUACCGCUACCGGCUUCUCGUCUUGCGGUGAAGCUGUCAUAGGGAAGUGGUCCCAAUUUGCUCGGCGACAAAUGAUCUGGUCUGAAUUUCGCUUCGAGGUCCAAUUUGAAACCCCAGUCAUCUUCGUCGCCAGGCCGAGUAACACCAGAGGCCCUCUGGGCGACGAUGCACUAGCAAAGGAUGAAAGCAGAAAAAUAAUUCGACUAGAUGGCAGCAACGCAAACUUCAAAUACACCAAUACUGUCAAGGAAUAUGAUGACAAUUACAAAAAAAGCACACAGCAAGUUGUCCAUACAGCUGAUAACGAGAAAGCCACUUGGUGCGCCCUUCUCAUGGCGAUCGUUCGAAUGGAAAAGGAAUCCCGCGAAUGGCAGGGCAAGAAAUCGGUGGAGUGGCGCAAGGCAACUGGUCCUCGCCCACCACUGGAUAGCCCAGUACCUUUACAGGAGCCUGGUGCCCACCACUCACUGCUUGUCUGUAUGCAGAGAAAAAGGCGUACAUGGGAUAGCAUGCCAAAAGACUUUGCAAAGCCUUAUGCCACCACCACAAUAUCUCACAUUGUGGAGAUUGCUGCCAUGCUCGGUAUUCAUUGGAGACAGUUCGACCUGAACAAUGACCAGUACCGCGCCCAGGGCAACGGCUUUGUACUUUAUGGCUCAUACACAGACGGCCUUGGUAUAUGCUUUAAUUUCCAGAAACAAGGGCCAACAUGGUUUGAGAAGAAUCGCAUUAUUCCCAGUUACCACGUCAAGCAGCUGUGUUUUGGCAUGGCUUCAACAAUAUUCUCCAAGGAGCGCAAGGUGUAUGCGGAUGAAGCCAAGGGUGUCGAAAGUCUUCAAUUGGGGAGCCUCGCUGAGAUAGCCAAGACAUUGGUUGUUUUUGGUUGUGAUAUCAACACAGUCAACUACUUUCGCAAAAACACUGAUCAAGCUCGUCACAGCCACCUCUUUGCGGUCCCAUUCGAGAUGCUUGGCAUGGUUGGUGAAAUGCUACACGUCAAGGACACAGUAUUCCGCAUGCUUCCAAACCCAACGGUAUUCUACUGGGAUCCAAGCACUUUCUCCCUGCCUACUCUAUUGGCUGAAUACAUUGGUUCCUUGCGGCGUCUAUAUGGACAAUCUCUGACCAAGACCGACCAAAUAAAUCGAAUACUGGAAUGGGCAGAAAAGGACAAGAAGUUUCCACUCUUGCGGAGCGAGGGAUCUACGCUUGAUGUGUUUGGCGAAGACAUCAACGGGGCGACUUUGGUCAACGGCCUCAACCAUCUUCGUACCGGGAUUGAGCUGUGUGACGAGUACUUUGGAAAGAUGAAGAAACAGAGUUUAUCCAUGAUGAAAAAGGUCGUUCGGGUCCACAUUCAAGAGAUAAUGAGUAUCCUGCACGAGAAGAAUGAACCCCGGGACAAAGUCAACAAUGAGGCGGUCGAUGGUGCCUCGAGUGAUGAGCCAAUUACUAUCCAUGAUAUCGAUUCGGCAUCGGUGGACGAGAGGGAAGGUUUACUGAUGCAGAUGUAUUUUGACCGUGUCCGGAGUGGUGUUGUCCGGACUGUGGGUCAACAUGGCCUUUUGAGCAAGCAUAUGAGAGUCAGGAAAGACUCCUUUGCUUCAGAUAACACUUCGAAUGAUGGCAACUCCAAGCAUACCAAGACAUAUGAUCAGAGCGAAAUCUCUGAAGUCUGGUGCACACUUGUAUUUCGUAUGCUCUGUUGGUUACAACUGCACGAUUUCCACAAGAUGGAUUUGCAAAUCACUAAGAGCGACGCUUAUGGGAGCCGAAUUCCAGUGUAUAUUAUAUGA
Molecule: messenger RNA, 1941 nt
Organism: Fusarium pseudograminearum CS3096
Lineage: Eukaryota; Fungi; Ascomycota; Sordariomycetes; Hypocreales; Nectriaceae
Exons: 2
Coding region: 1-1941 (646 amino acids)
Source: RefSeq, a predicted model, not a curated record